AUAUUUCGGAAUGUGGUGUAUGCCUAUAUUUUAGAAUAUAUUUAAAUGUGAAGCUAUAGAAACUUUGGAAUUGAGUCGCAUUUUUCGAACAUUUAUAAGCAAAUGUGGCUUGCACUGGAAUGAAAUAGGCUACCUACAUAGCACAGUUGGGAUAGAUCGAUAGAUAGAUAACACCUGUUGCGUAAAAUAGCUAAAUAGUCUAACUAACAUUAUAUAUGUAAUAUGCACGUGCCUUCAAUAUUUUCGAAUGCAUACCCAAAUUGCUGCACAUUGUCAAAUUAAGGACAUCUGGAAUCCUGGGUUAUUUCUAUUGGAGCACCUAUAUGCUUUGGCUUACGUGCCGUAGCAAUAACUGAAUACCAUAGUGCUGCUUGUGGUCGAUUUAAACAGACGAACAUUUCCAGUCAGGAGAAAAACAGUAGACAGGAAACAGAAAUGAUAGUCUGCGGCUAUGGAAUGAUGUAACCACGUGUCUCGGACGCAUCGGCUGAACAGAAAACACCAGUUGAUGACUGUGGCAGAGCGGUGAGACUGCUUAUUCCCGUGUCCCUUCUACGACCUACAAUGGCAGCAAAACUGAACUCGAAUAUCCUGUAUGUGCGGGAACCCCGGGAGUCCCUCACCUCGCAGGACUCUGACCGCCUGACUCAGGCCGAAGCGGGCGAGGAAUCUUCGGACAGCGACGGUGAACAAGAGGAAACCUCGCACAGGCUCAUUAGGAAAGUGUCCACCUCCGGCCAGAUUCGUGCAAAGAAAAGUGUGAAAGAGGGGCAUCUACUCAAACAGACCAGCUCCUUCCAAAGAUGGAAGAGAAGGUACUUCAAACUGCGUGGGCGGACCUUGUACUACGCCAAAGACUCCAAGUCUCUGAUAUUUGAUGAAGUGGACCUGUCAGAUGCCAGUGUGGCAGAGACCAGUACCAAGAACAUCAACAACAGCUUCACGGUCAUCACUCCUUUCCGGAAGCUGAUGUUAUGUGCAGAAAGCAGGAAGGAGAUGGAGGACUGGAUCAGUGCCCUGAAGUCAGUGCAAAAGUGGGAGACCUACGAGGCCAGCCUGUUCAACAUGGAGCACUUUUCCGGAAUGCACAACUGGUACGCCUGCUCCCACGCCCGGCCCACCUUCUGCAACGUGUGCCGGGAGGCGCUGUCCGGGGUCACCUCCCACGGCCUGUCCUGCGAAGUGUGCAAGUUCAAGGCCCACAAGCGCUGUGCUGUGAGGUCCACCAACAGCUGCAAAUGGACCACGCUGGCGUCCAUCGGCAACGACGUCAUCGAGGAUGAGGAGGGGUUCUCCAUGCCCCACCAGUGGCUGGAGGGGAACCUCCCCGUUAGCGCCAAGUGUGUGGUGUGCGACCGUAACUGCGGCAGUGUGAGGAGACUGCAGGACUGGCGAUGCCUGUGGUGCAAGGCCAUCGUCCACAGCAGCUGUAAGGAGCACAUGGGAAAGACCUGUCCUCUGGGCCCGUGCAAGCUGUCCAUCAUCUCUCCCACGACUCUCAACAGCAUUGAAUCUGACGGGUUCUUGAAGGUCACCAGCGCUUCCUGCUCCAGCCCGUUGCUGGUUCUGGUCAACUCCAAAAGCGGGGACAACCAGGGGGUAAAGUUCCUCCGCAGGUUCAAGCAGCUGCUGAACCCGGCGCAGGUGUUCGACCUGAUGAACGGGGGCCCGCAGCUGGGUCUGAGGCUCUUCCAGAAGUUUGAGACGUUCAGGAUCCUGGUGUGUGGGGGCGAUGGCAGUGUGGGCUGGGUGCUGUCUGAGCUGGACAAACUGGGCCUGCACAAGAAGUGCCAGCUGGGGGUGCUCCCUCUGGGCACGGGGAAUGACCUGGCCCGGGUGCUGGGCUGGGGGGGGCUGUGUGACGACGACGCCCAGCUCAUGCAGAUCCUGGAGAAGCUGGAGAGGGCCACCACCAAGAUGCUGGACAGAUGGAGUGUCAUGACCUAUGAAGUGCCCACCAAGCACUCCCCCCCAAUAGUGAAGGAGGACGACACUCUGGACUCCACCCUCCAGGCCCAGAUGAGCCUCUAUGCUGACUCUGUGGCGUCCCACCUGACUAAGAUCCUGGACUCAGACAAACACAGCGAUGUCAUCUCCUCUGCCAAGUUCCUGUGUGGGACGGUGAAUGACUUUGUGUCGGAGGUGGGUAAAGCGUACGAGAGAGCCACGGAGAACAGGGAGGAGGCGGACGCCAUGGCCAAGAAGUGCGCUCUGCUGAAUGACAAGCUGGACUCGCUGGUCAAAGCGCUGAACGAGGAGAGCGACGGGGGGAUUAGACCCGCCAGGGGCGACGGGGGAGACCCCGAAUCUCCCGACGUCCCCCAGCCCUUCAAGUCCAAAGAGCAGCUGAUGCUGCGGGCCAACAGCCUGAAGAAGGCCCUGCGACAGAUCAUCGAGCAGGCCGAGAAAGUGGUGGACGAGCAGAACAGACACUCCCAGAUGCAGAGAAUGCCCUCCUCCUCCUCCAUAAAGAGGGAGAACAGCGAGGAGCUGAAAGAUGCUGACCCACGUCGAGGAACCGUGAGCCCCUCCUCCUCCAUCGUUCUGGAGAAGUCGGAGAGCUUCAGCUCCAUGCUCUUCAGUGAGGACUCUGUACAGUGCUCAGAGAAAUGUGUUAUGAACAACUACUUUGGGAUCGGUUUGGAUGCAAAAAUCUCCCUGGAGUUCAACAACAAGAGAGACGAGAACCCCAAGAAGUGCAGCAGUCGCACUAAGAACAUGAUGUGGUACGGAGUGCUGGGGACCAAGGAGCUCCUCCAGAAGACCUACAAGAACCUGGAGCAGCGAGUACAGCUGGAGUGUGACGGCGUUCCCAUGUCCCUGCCCAGCCUUCAGGGCCUGGCCGUCCUCAACAUCCCAAGCUACGCUGGGGGCAUAAACUUCUGGGGAGGAACCAAGGAGGACAAUAAUUUCGGAGCGCCCUCUUUUGAUGACAAGAAGCUGGAGGUGGUGGCUGUGUUCGGCAGCAUGCAGAUGGCAGUUUCACGCGUCAUUAACCUGCAGCACCACCGGAUCGCGCAGUGUCGGCAGGUGAAAAUCACCAUCCUAGGGGAGGAGGGUGUACCAGUGCAGGUGGAUGGGGAGGCCUGGAUCCAGCCACCUGGAAUCGUGAAGAUUGUCCACAAGAACCGGGCCCAGAUGCUCACCAGAGACCGGGCGUUCGAGAGUACUCUCAAGUCCUGGGAGGACAAGAGGAAGUGCGACGGCUACCGCUCCUCCCGGCCCCGCCUCAACUCCCAGCAGUCCAUGGAGUACCUGACCGAGGAGGAGUGCGCCCAGGUGCAGCAGCUGGGCCUGGUGGCCGACACCCUCAUCAGCAGGAUCAGGGAGGCAGCGAAGACACACAAGGUGGUGGAGCAGGAGCUGGCCCAUGCAGUCAACGCCAGCGCCCUGGUCCUAAGCGAGGCCUUCCCCAGCAAGCCUUCCAGCCCUGAGUUCAUCAGCCGCACAACAGCUGUGGAGAUCGUCAACAGCUCCAAAGUCCUGCACCUCGAGACCCAGAUGCUUCUGGAUGGGAAACUACUGAAACUGGAAAAAACUGAGGAGGAAGAUCUGCUCUCUACCCUCAGCACCCUGAAUGUUGAGCUGCAGAAGCUGGCGGACAUUCACUGGAUCUGUCCCAGCAUGCACUGCGCCGAGGAGGACACGCCCAGGACCAGCAGUAAGAGCAGCAGCAUGAAGCUGAAGAUCAUCCCCAAAGUGAAGAAGGACAGGGAGAAGCUGCACAAGCAGAAAUCCAACAGCUCCCUGUCAGGAUCCUGGGAUAUGAAAGGAGUGCCGUGUGACACAGCAGACUGCACUGGAAAUUGAGAGGCCAAGGAUGAAGCUCUAAACCCCCGUCCUAAAGGAGGGGUGGAGGGUUGAGGGCCUGGUCUUCCCUUAGGUAGGGUCGAUCUACCGGAGCAAAAUGGCCGCCCUUCCCUCUUCCAAAGUCUGGUGGGAAGAUGGCGCAGAGGGCGGCUUCGCAUCCAAACCGUGAAUCUUCUGUUAACUCAAGUCCACCAUCAAGUCAGAGCUGCCUGCUGUGAAAAGACGGCUUUGUCUGAGCCAAGCCUCCUGUUCCUUCCCAUAAUGCCACAUUCUUGCCUGGAACACUUCCAUAUUUUUAUUCCUUUCCUUCUAUUCUCAUUUUUCUUUGUUUUACACACCAUUUUGAGUUGUGCUUUGUUUUUUCGUGUGAAACCUUGACUUACAAAUCUGUAGGUGAAAGACUACUUUGGCCUCCUCACCACCAUUGCCACAAGAACAAACAAUGAACAAAACAAUGUCUCUCUGCGUUGGCUUAGGGACCUUCAUAGGGGGAGUAUAAAUAUGUGUAUAAAAGAGCAUCUUUCUGAAUGCAGUUGUGGCUAAAUUAGACCCGUAUUAUGUGUGAAAAAUGGCCAGUUACAUAUUGAUGCCUCUAUGCCGGUGUCCUGCAUGCCUUCCACACUUUCUGUGUGUGCGUGUGAGAGAGAUCUCUUCUUUCAAUAGCCAACAAAGUGGUGUUCUUGUAUAACUAACAGUUGUGUAUUUUCUCAAAGCUGCAGUAAUGUUUGUGCCAAGUUUGCAUUGAGUGCAGCAGUUUAAGAUGUUGAAAGAAUGUGUGUCAUACAUUUCAGAGAAGAUUAUAUUGCCUUGCACUUUAAACCUGAAACACGGACUUAAAAGUGUGGGUUGUAAAACUUCUUAGUUGUUUACAACUUUAUGGCAACCUCACAUAUUUAUGUCAAAUCAAUAAAUACCAGAUAUUUAGUACAAAAUAAAUAAAUGAAUGUUGAAAUGCCAAUGCUGUACACAGAUGUUUAACUAUUAAGGUUUUUUUCAAUUUUCUUUUUUUAUUUAAUUGUGGUUUUGAUGAAUCAUGCAUAGUUUUGGCAGCAGCAUUGAUAAAGUAAUAUUUAUGUAAUGUACCAGUAUUUAUUUUGUGAAUAUAGCAUUUUGAUGUGGCUACCUAGGAGCCUGUGUAGUCAAGAUGUACGAUGAACAAUAUACAGAACAAAAAUAAAAUAAAAAUAAAUAAUGAUGUAACCGGUCAUGAGCCAAAGUGACGGUGUAACCCAACACUGCUUUUUAAAAAAAUAACCGAUUAUGUCUGUAAAAUAUGUUCCAAGUAGAGACAUUCCAUCCAGAAUCAGAAAGAUGGCUGAUGCCACAGUUCUCCAAGACUUAAUGUCGCACGAGUUUGUUAUAAAGUAUUAAAUGAUAAUAUUCGUCAUUUUAAGCUGUAUUGUGAAGUAAAUUGAGGUCCAAAAAAAAAAAAAAAAACAUUUUGUGAAAAUCAAUCAAAGCUGUUGUCAGUGGUAUUUGCUCAGUUGGGGGGUAGUGCUUCUCUUUGCGUUUGCGCGUAACCCCAGUUAUUGAUGAAUGUGAGUGUCUGCAGACUAUAACAGGAAUCCAUCCGUGUUGGGGAGUGUGAUGGCGGGACCGUUAGGUAAAUUAAAUAUCACGUACAAACUAAUCGAUUGUACCAUACUAGAUACCUGCGCCAUAAACCAUUUAAGCAUUUUUUGAAAAUCAGUUUCAAGGAUACAGAACUUUUCGUUUCUCACCUGUGAUUAUUCAUCUGGAACAUUUGUUUACUCUAGUCAGUGAAAUUAAUUUUAUUUAUGCAUUGUGCCAUCUGCCAGUUACCUAACUUUAUUUCCAAGAAGGUCCACAUACCUCUCCCUGGCUACUAACCAACAGCAUAUUCCCUGGUGUGUUAACAUCAACAUGGAGCAAAAAUAAAGUAUUAUCAUUGCUGUUUGAA
Molecule: messenger RNA, 5731 nt
Organism: Conger conger (European conger)
Lineage: Eukaryota; Metazoa; Chordata; Actinopteri; Anguilliformes; Congridae
Product: diacylglycerol kinase delta
Exons: 30
Coding region: 565-3810 (1081 amino acids)
Biological process (GO): lipid phosphorylation; diacylglycerol metabolic process; intracellular signal transduction
Molecular function (GO): ATP-dependent diacylglycerol kinase activity
Source: RefSeq, a predicted model, not a curated record